Molecule: messenger RNA, 334 nt
Organism: Ilyonectria robusta
Lineage: Eukaryota; Fungi; Ascomycota; Sordariomycetes; Hypocreales; Nectriaceae
Exons: 1
Coding region: 90-287 (65 amino acids)
Source: RefSeq, a predicted model, not a curated record
CGUGCGCGGAUGUUCGUGCUGUGUCGGUCGGGAUCGAGAUGUCGGGCGCCGGAUGAACGUCUGGCGGAUAAUCGGGAGUUGGCAGAUGGAUGAUGUUCGUAGCCGCAGGGAGGGUCGGGCGGCGAAUUGCCUCCAGAUCCACAAGAACCCGGCCACAACCCGGGGCCAGCCGGCUGGAGGGGCUUCCUCCAAGAGCCCGCCGAGAUGACUUCGCGCGAAUGGUACAAAAGAUGAGCGCAAUGGCUUCAGAAGGUGUAUAUUUGUUUUUGUUUUUUAAUCGUAGAUGACUGAAUGAAACUGAUGCCACCAGUUUUCAGGUCAAACGCAAUCUCCA